Molecule: messenger RNA, 453 nt
Organism: Gongylonema pulchrum
Lineage: Eukaryota; Metazoa; Nematoda; Chromadorea; Rhabditida; Gongylonematidae
Source: the annotation of a GenBank genome assembly
AUGGAUAUACUGGUAAAAUUGGCCGAUUUUGGUUUAGCUAUUAAAAUCAGCGAAUCAAGAAAUUCUUCACAUGUUUGUGGAACACCAAAUUACAUAUCACCACAGGUACUGGCACGUAAAGGUCAUUCGAAAGAAUCCGAAGCAUGGUCCAUUGGUUGUACAUUGUACUGUAUGCUUAUUGGCAAACCACCGUUCGAAACAGAUUCACAGGAAAGUACCUAUUUGAAAAUUGCUUCAUGCGAUUACUCGUUCCCACGCAACUUGAGAAUUUCUGUCGAUGCUGAAGAUCUCAUCUCGAAAUUGCUCCAGCUGGACCCAGUGCUUCGAAUGAAAAUAGGCGAAGUCAAGUACCACGCGUAUAUGUUAAAUAGUGGCAAACUCAGGAUGUCGGAAUCAUAUUUGUCAGCUGUUAGGCGUCCUCUUCGAAUGUCGGAAAAGCAGAACAAAGGCCAG